AUGGUCAAUCAAGGAAAUGUCCAAUCUAAUGCUCUAUGUUCUUCAGGACCUAGCAUAUUGAACAGAGACAAAGGCAUGCAAGUUCAUCCUGAAGUGCAAAAAGCCAUUGAAAAGGCAAAAGUAAAGUUUCUUCCAGCUGAGGAAGCCAUCAAUUUUAUACCUGGCACCAAAACAAGGCAGGUUCACCACAGUAAUUGGGGUACUCCAUCUGUUUCUGUAUCCAAGAGGACUAUUGCUGUAGCUCAGAAUGUCACUUCUAAGUGUCAUCCGCUGACAAAAAAUACAUGUUUUGGUUCUACUGCUAAACGUCUAAAAACUAUUGGACUGGAAGAUAGACCUGGAAAACCAGUUGCUUCUGCUGUAAAUGCUAAACCAAAUUCAUUUGUCAUGAAGCGUCAUACGCUGCUUGAGUCACUUUGGUAAUACUUUGGUAACUUCAUUUACUUCCUUUCUCUGCAAUUUGGGUUUAAAGUUUUUGUCUUGGUUCUUUGGCAUUGCUGUCUUUGUGUUUUUUUGUUUGUUCUCUAUGUGUUUGUUUAAAUGUCGCCC
Molecule: messenger RNA, 549 nt
Organism: Quercus lobata
Lineage: Eukaryota; Viridiplantae; Streptophyta; Magnoliopsida; Fagales; Fagaceae
Exons: 2
Coding region: 1-423 (140 amino acids)
Source: RefSeq, a predicted model, not a curated record